This is a messenger RNA of Glarea lozoyensis ATCC 20868, 1560 nucleotides long. RefSeq lists its product as uncharacterized. The record is from RefSeq and is a predicted model, not a curated record. Lineage: Eukaryota; Fungi; Ascomycota; Leotiomycetes; Helotiales; Helotiaceae. Bases 1 to 1560 code for a protein of 519 amino acids. The transcript has 4 exons.
AUGAGUGUCGUUCAGUCCACCCACCAAUUUGCAGAUGCAGCCACUGCCAGGAUCCAGGGUUUGAGAAGUGAGCACUGCGAACUUCACAUUAGGCAAAAGCCCUUGCACGCAAAGGUCGCUGUUGGGAAAGAGAAAGACCGCAAGCCUGUUGAUCCCCCGCCAAUCAUACAGCUGAUUAUCUCUCCUCAAUCGGACCCUUCACAAAAUUAUUUGCAAAGUCCUUAUUUCUUUAUGUCAUGUAAUCUCGUCGGCGCGUCGGAAGGCAAUUUACCAUCAGGGCCGUUAGGGACGGCUUUAGCUGGCACUCUCGUAUCUUCGUUACACCGCUUGAAAGACUCGAGCAACAAUGAUGGCGCCUUUUUUGUUUUCGGCGAUUUGUCCAUCAAGCUUGAAGGUACUUUCCGGUUACAAUUUAACCUGUACGAGAUGCGCGACAAAGAAUGUUUUCACAUUCAAUCUACGCAAUCCGAUCCUUUUAUUGUGCACCCCCAAAAGACAUUUCCUGGAAUGUCGGAGUCUACGUUUCUUACAAGAUCAUUCAGUGAUCAGGGGGUUAGAUUAAGGCUAAGAAAGGAACCUCGGACCUUGCUCAAAAAGCGUGGACCAGCUUCUGACGAUUACCAGCCGAGACAAUAUAACCCUCGUUCCUCGAAUACCUCCACUCGCCCCCAACAGAGUCGAACUCAGAGCUUUGGUCAAGAACGACAGGAAGAACAAGAAUCUUCCAGACAAAGCCACGUCGAACCGAUCGAAACCACAAACCUACCAAUUCACCAACAGGCACAUGUACAACCUGCUGCCUAUGAUGCUCGUCCAGUUGGAGCAUCUCGCCCAUACACUCAUCAAUCCCAACAAUCUUCAAUCUCUCUAGGAUCAUCUUACAGUGACGAAGGACCUAACAAGCGUCCUCGAACCGGUUCAGAGCAUAGCUCUACUUACAGUCAACAACUCAGUCCGCAAGACGCAUAUCCUCCGAGAAAUUUCGACCAAUCUUAUCCCAAUUCAUUUGCUUCCCCAACAGGGACAUAUAAUAAUAGCGGUAAUUUCACAUUCGUUUCCCCUCCACCUAGUGGAAUAUCAUCUCGCGAACCUUACUUUUCGCAACGUAUCAAUACCCAACCGGGUCAUUCGCCAUCAUUCGAUCAAAGCAGCCACAGAUCACCACAAUCGGCACAUUUUCCACAAGCACCCCAAAUACAUCCUCUCCGAUAUCAGCAAUCGCUUCCUCAUAUGGGCGGACAUAUGGGUACCUCACCUACCCAACGUGGGGCCUAUGACUCUUAUGGGCCGAGGACGCAGAUGACACCUGCUCUAGGGCAGCUUGCAAUGGGCCCUCCUCAAUUUGGACGCAUGAAUACCAGCCCUACAACCUAUAGUCCGACUGGAACUUCGAUGGGAGCAAUGGGCCGAGCCAGGGAAUAUGAAUUCCCACUUCAGCAACUACAACAUGUGUCCACGGCUUCUCUUGUCGGGAAUUUAAUGUCAAGCAGUGCGCCACACGAGACCUCGAUCAGUGCCCCAGGCGAAUUAGAGAGGCUCGACCAGAGUCAAGCAUUCUAA